AUGGGUGUGAACGGUCUCUGGACAGUUGUGCAGCCUUGCGCGCGCCCGACGAACCUCGCAACCCUCAACCGAAAGCGCCUUGCUGUCGAUGCCUCCAUCUGGAUAUACCAAUUUCUCAAGGCGGUUCGCGACAAGGAGGGCAAUGCGCUGCGGAACUCUCACGUCGUCGGCUUCUUCCGUCGCAUCUGCAAGCUCCUUUGGUUUGGUAUCAAGCCCGUCUUCGUAUUCGAUGGUGGCGCUCCGGCCCUCAAGCGCCAGACGAUCCAGGGUCGUAAGCAGCGCCGCGAAGGCCGCAGAGAGGAUGCUGUUCGCACUGCCGGGAAGCUGUUGGCUGUACAGAUGCAGCGCAUCGCAGAAGAGGAAGGGGAGAGAAGGAAACGCGAUGCGGACAGGGGCAUUCAAAGAGAACGAGAGGAGCCCCAGGAGGAGAUACCCGAUGCGGACAACAUCGUCUACGUUGAUGAAGUCGGCAUGUCCCGGCAGGAGCGACAGCAAACGAGGAAGUUCUUCAAACAAGACGCGUACCAUCUGCCCGAACUCGACGGGGACAUUGCUUCAAUGGCCAAAGCAGACGAUCCCAGGGUCAUGAGCAUCGAAGAGCUAGAGGAAUAUGCGCGGCAAUUUCACAACGGAGAGGAUAUCAAUCUCUACGAUUUUAGCAAGAUCGACUUCGACGGCGAGUUCUUCCAAAGUCUGCCCGCGGCGGACAGGUACAACAUCCUAAAUGCAGCCAGAUUGAGGAGUCGUCUCAGAAUGGGGUUGAGCAAAGAACAGCUGGACGACAUGUUCCCGGACCGUAUGGCAUUCUCGAGGUUUCAAAUCGAAAGAGUCCGUGAGCGGAACAAUCUGACUCAGCGCCUCAUGAAAGAAGCUGGCAUGACAGGUCUCGAUCUCACUUUGACGGGCGGCGGAAGGAUCGCCGGUGAGAGAGACAGAGAGUACAUACUUGUAAAGAAUGACGGAGCAGAGGGCGGCUGGGCGCUGGGUGUCGUGAGCAAAGAGAAGGACUUGGGCGAGGCCCAUAAGCCUAUCGAUGUCGAUGCUCUAGACUUUCAGUUUCAGCAAAAGGACAAGGUCGAGGAGUCCGACGAGGGCGACUUCGAGGACGUUCCCGUAGAGGGAUUAAACCGACUGCCCAAGAUUUCAUCCAGGGAAGUCGCGCUUCGGAGACAACAACUGUACGGAAGCCAAGGAGGGGGCGAGGGCGAGGUCGAGGUCGACAACUUAUUUGAAGAGGAAGAAGAACAAAGUCUCUUCGUAGGCGGCGAUGUUCCCAAAGCACAUGAUCGAAGGAAGCACAGCGGCGAUGAGGCAGCGCACCCUGAUGAAGAGGACGAUAUCAAUCGUGCUAUUGCCAUGUCCUUGCAAAAUCAGCACAGCAAGGAUAUAGAGAAUUCCGAGGAGGAUGAACAGUUUGAAGACGUGGAAAUGGAAGCUCCAACCUGGAAGCAGAAAGCAGUCGAGGGACCCAGGCCAAUUGCUGUAACGAGCGGCCGCAUGGUGGCUCACAUUGUCAAUAACAGGUCUACUGCAGCCGUCCCGAAGAGACGCGCUAACAGUGUCAGUAGUAGUGACGAUGAAAUGGACUUGCAAGCAGCUUUAAAGGCGUCCCGGCAGAAGAAGAGAGCCCUGCCGAAGCCGGCGGUGCCUAACAUCAAGAAUCCUUUCGACGGUCCAUUGCCGUUCCCUAAGCUCGCUUGGGGGUCUUCUCUCUUCUCAAUGAAGGCUCCAUCGAAGAAGCCUGAAGGCACGUCGACAACAAAGCAACCAACACCAAAUACACAGAAGUCAGGGUUAAACAACGGUGACGCCGAGUUUGGUGGUGGUUUUAUAGCGGAGGAUUCUGUGGAGGAACCAGUCGCCGCCGCCGCCGAUGACGACGACGACGAAGGUGGUUUCGAAAAAGGGCCGCAAGAAGAACGACCCAAGCCGUUGCCCCCUUGGAUGGUGGACAACACGGAUAUCCGUGAAUCGAUUAAGCAACAACGACAGGUGGAAAGCGAGAUCAAUACGGAAGACAGGGAGGCAGCAAUAGAAGAGGAGCGUCGGCUCGAGCGCCAGAGGCAAAACCAACUCAUUGAAAUCCAGUCGUCCGAUGACGAAGGCAGCGACAUUGAAAUACUCGAGAUACCCCCUUCACCGAAGCAGGUUUCCACUCAGGAGGAAACUGCCUUUGCUGAUGGAGCCAUAUCGAACGACGCUACUCCGAGCGCCCAGAUUGGGUCACUCGAGAAGAAAGAAUCAGCAGCUGCGUCUUUGGAGAAGUCGGACGCCACUUCUCGGAAGCCGCCACCGUCGCCAGAACCCGACUUCGGAGAAGUGUGGCCAGAGAACGCUGAUGAAGAUAUGGGAGCUACCAUUACGCAAGUGCCCGACUCCCCGGAACCAGAAAUGGAAGAUAUCACAGUCGAUGCCGAGCAACAAAAGCCCGACUCUCCAGACCUGGCGAUGCAGGACGCGUCUAUCGAUGCAGAACAAACAAAGCUUGCUCAAGAAGAACAAGAGCUCACCUUCGAAGAACUCAUGGGCGGGCCCCAAUCGGACAAUCCCAACACGGUGGGCGACCCCGUGCAGGAUGCCGAGGCUGCCGUCUUCGCCGAGAGUGACGACGAGUUCAGCGACCCAGAGGACGAGGAGCUGUUCGCCAACCUGGCCCAGGAAGCAGAGGAACACGCCCGUUUCGCCAGCGAGUUGAACAACAAGUCGGAGUACGAGAACAAAGAGGCUUAUGAGAGGGAAUUGAAGGCGCUCCGCACGCAACAGAAAAAGGAUCGUCGAGACGCCGAUGAGGUCACACAGGUCAUGGUCACCGAGUGCCAGGCCCUGCUCCGUCUCUUUGGCAUCCCCUACAUCACAGCGCCAAUGGAGGCCGAAGCUCAGUGUGCGGAGCUCGUGCAACUGGGCUUGGUGGACGGCAUUGUCACCGACGACUCCGAUUGUUUCCUGUUUGGCGGCACGCGUAUCUACAAAAACAUGUUCAACAGCAACAAAUUUGUCGAGUGCUAUCUCAGCUCGGACCUCGAGAAGGAGCUCUCCUUGUCGCGCGAACAACUCAUUGCCAUUGCUCAGCUCCUGGGGUCGGAUUAUACAGAGGGCCUACCCGGCGUGGGUCCUGUCACGGCCGUAGAGAUUCUCUCAGAGUUUCCCGGCAAGGAUGGCCUCGACAGGUUCAAGGAGUGGUGGCAGGACGUGCAGAUGAACAAUCGCCCCAAGGAGGCCGACGCGGUGUCCCCUUUCCGCCGCAAGUUCCGCAAGUCACAAGCCACAAAGCUUUUUCUUCCGUCGGGAUUCCCGAACCCUGCCGUCACGGACGCGUACAUACGCCCGGAGGUCGACAGCAGCCCUGAGCACUUCCAGUGGGGCGUGCCGGACCUCGAGGGUCUGCGGCAGUUUCUCAUGGCGACCAUCGGGUGGAGCAAGGAGCGCACCGACGAGGUGCUGGUUCCCGUCAUCCGGGAUAUGAACAAGCGCGACAUGGAGGGCACGCAGACGAACAUCACGAGGUACUUUGAAGGCACUGUAGGUGUUGGCGCGAGAGACGCCUUUGCGCCGAGGCAGAAGGGCGCGACGAGCAAGAGGAUGGCGGACGCCGUCAGUAGGCUAAGGGCCAAUACCAACGGCGAGCAAACGACUGUUGCGGGGCUGGAGGAUGUGUCGGCAUCAGCCAAGGUUACGAGGAAAAGAAAGACCAGGGCGAGGACUGCGGCAGUGGAGGAGGAGGAGGAUGAGUUUGUUGAUGACGCCGAGGAGGAGCGGUCGGAACAGGGUACCCAAACGAGAGCCCGUCGGGGGAAGAAGGCCAAGGCAUCUAAGUAG
Messenger RNA from Colletotrichum graminicola M1.001, 3816 nucleotides. Its product is annotated as DNA excision repair protein. The coding region runs from base 1 to 3816 and encodes 1271 amino acids. Lineage: Eukaryota; Fungi; Ascomycota; Sordariomycetes; Glomerellales; Glomerellaceae. Gene Ontology annotation, cellular component: nucleus. Gene Ontology annotation, molecular function: DNA endonuclease activity; single-stranded DNA binding. Gene Ontology annotation, biological process: nucleotide-excision repair. The record is from RefSeq and is a predicted model, not a curated record. The transcript has a single exon.